AUGUCACCUAAGUCGACCUUCAACCCAGCAGAUGUUCCCUAUCAAAAUGCAGUUGGUUCCCUGCUUUAUCUCGUGCAGGCAACCAGGCCUGACCUAGCGUAUUCGGUUGGUGUACUGAGCAGAUUCAAUAAUUGUUACGACGAAUCUCAUUGGGGUAUGGUGAAGAGAGUCCUGCGGUAUGUUCAAGGAACCAAGGACUUCAAGUUGAGGUAUUGUAGAGAUGCUGAUAGCCAACUGAUAGGCUAUUGUGAUGCCAGCUACGCAGCGGACUCAGAUGAUCCUCGCUCUACAACUGGUUACGUGUUCACCAUGCAAGGAGCCGCUGUCAGCUGGAAUAGCAAGCGUCAGCCGACCGUAGCACUGUCCAGCACGGAAGCUGAGUACCUCUCGCUCUCAGCAGCUACCCAGGAAUCAGUCUGGCUUCAGAGACUGACAUCACAACUAUUGAUUACUCGCAACGAAGAACCCUUGGUAGUUUACUGUGAUAUGAGUGAAAAUUCAAGAUUUAGUGCCAGAACCAAGCACACAAACGUUCGACACCAUUUUAUAAAGGAAAAUAUAGAUAACAAGGAGAUUGAAGUCCGUUUCGUUCCCUCUACGUGUAUGUUGGCUGACGCAUUGACGAAGGCAACCAACCACAAUAAAUUAGAAGAAUUUGUCAACGCAAUUGGACUCAAGAGAGAAGAAGAGAAGACAGAUUAUUAA
Messenger RNA from Nasonia vitripennis (jewel wasp), 705 nucleotides. Its product is annotated as secreted RxLR effector protein 161-like. The record is from RefSeq and is a predicted model, not a curated record. Lineage: Eukaryota; Metazoa; Arthropoda; Insecta; Hymenoptera; Pteromalidae. The coding region runs from base 1 to 705 and encodes 234 amino acids. The transcript has a single exon.